AUGCCUCAAGCUAAAGAGUCACCCGGCUGGACAGCCAAGAGGGUGUAUCUCCUCGCAUACAACGCAACCUGCGCUCUCCUCUGGCUCCGCAUUCUGCUGUCGAUUAUCAGCAUCCUCCUAUCCCAAACCGACACCGCCAAUCCCAAUUCCUCCAUUCCGGUCUCAAUCUAUACCACCGUUGAGCCAUGGGCUCGAUGGACUCAGACUCUCGCUGUUGCGGAGAUUCUUCACGCUGCUACAGGACUCACCCGCAGCCCCGUCCUCACAACCUUCACGCAAGUCUUCGCCCGCUCCGUCCAAGUCUGGGCCAUCAACUACGGGUACCCAGACGUCAUGGCGAGCUCGCUCCCCGUGUACACGGCCAUGCUCGUCGCCUGGUCCACGGCUGAUGUCAUCCGCUAUCUGUACUUCGUGAUCAUGUCUGCCGGACUUCGUAUCCCGGGGUGGUUGAAGUGGCUUAGGUACUCGCUCUUCGUCAUCUUGUAUCCCGUUGGGAUCGGCGGCGAGUGGUGGUUGAUGUUUGGGGCUGCGCGUGCUGCGAGCACGGGGUGGCUGCUUGAGUGCGUUUGGUAUUUCUGUCUUGCGCUUUAUGGGCCUGGUUUGUUAUCCCUCUGUUUUAGUGUAUCUGGGGGGUCUGUGAUGAUGUAUGGGUAUAUGCUUAAGCAGCGGCGUAAGACUCUGGCUAGAGCUUGA
Aspergillus campestris IBT 28561 is the source of this 693-nucleotide messenger RNA. RefSeq names its product putative membrane protein. Gene Ontology annotation, biological process: sphingolipid biosynthetic process; fatty acid elongation; very long-chain fatty acid biosynthetic process. The record is from RefSeq and is a predicted model, not a curated record. The coding region runs from base 1 to 693 and encodes 230 amino acids. Gene Ontology annotation, cellular component: endoplasmic reticulum membrane. The transcript has 4 exons. Gene Ontology annotation, molecular function: 3-hydroxyacyl-CoA dehydratase activity. Lineage: Eukaryota; Fungi; Ascomycota; Eurotiomycetes; Eurotiales; Aspergillaceae.